Molecule: messenger RNA, 3003 nt
Organism: Hemiscyllium ocellatum (epaulette shark)
Lineage: Eukaryota; Metazoa; Chordata; Chondrichthyes; Orectolobiformes; Hemiscylliidae
Product: shugoshin 1-like
Exons: 11
Coding region: 571-2664 (697 amino acids)
Biological process (GO): meiotic chromosome segregation
Cellular component (GO): chromosome, centromeric region; nucleus
Source: RefSeq, a predicted model, not a curated record
UCAGGAAGGCGGCCGGACGGGGGAGAACUACCCUGUGGCCCUGCCCGGGAGAGAGCUCGGAGGGGGUCAGUUAGUUGGCUGUAGGCCGUGAUGUUCCAGCUUUCGCCUCGUCACACGCAGAUCCCAAGCUCAGUUCCGGCCUGAGCGGCUUGCCCUCGCGCUGUCUCUGUCUGUCUGUCCCUUUCUCUGCACAAGUAAUAUCAACGGUGGCGGCAGAGUCGAUUGAUCGCGCCGAAAACACCUGUGACAAGUGUGCCAUUUCGUAUUUUGAUGUCUUAUAAAAAGAAGUCCCUGCUCGAAAAUCUUCAAGUACCAAUUCGACAGUUACUGAACAUUUGAGCACUGUUUCUAUGCUGAUGGCCAUUGAACCUAAACCCUAAGAAACAGGAGAGUUGGACUGUUACAGAGGUGAUGUUAAACAGUAGAAGCUCCACUUGAUACCUCCUAAUCCUGCAAGAUGAAAAGGAUUUGAAAGAUCACUUUCUGAAGAGGAGCCAGAUACUCUGUUGGUAUCUUUCAACCAACACUGACAAUAACAGAUAAUUUGCUAUUGAAGAAUAAAGGAGAAAAAUGGCCAUUGAACGAGGUCAAAAGAUUUCUUUCCAGGAAAAUCUGGAAGCUAUCAAGGAGCGAAUGAAAGAGAAACGGAAUCAGAAUCAGACUAAAGUUAACAGGGGUAAACAAAUCUUGACCUCAAAAAUGAAAAACAAAGUACUGAGUAAAAGCUCUUUUAUAAAAAAUAUCCAAACAAACAAUCACAACCUAGCUCUAUCCCUGGAAGCUGAAAAGAAGAAACUGAGGCAAGCAUAUGAUGUCAUACUAUCCUUGAAAAGAGAACGCCAAGUAAUGAUGUUCUACAUUCUCAUGCUUAAAAGGAAACUUGAAGAACAUUUCCCAGAGCAAUUUGAGCGUUUGAAACUCGUUUCUGAUUCUAUAGGUGAGGAUCUAAGCAACUUGGGUGAUGACUUACCACAGUGCAUACCAUCGUGUUCUUCACCUGUUGAACUCUUCAAUCAGGAUGCUGAGAUGCAAGCUUCCUUGGAAAACUCCAGAAUUCAUUCUCCUGAAAAUACUGAGAUCACUACAGCUGAAGCGAGUAGAACACUGUUAUCCAAUAUGAUGGAGACACAGCCUUCAUUAAAAAGCAUAUCCAGAGGGAGAAGUCAAGACUCGGCCCAUUUAGUAGCUCCACUGGAUGAUGCAUUGUUUGAGAGAAUGGAUACAGUGCCAGCUGGGGUUUCCAUUAGGCGACAAUCUGGAAGGAGAAGCUCAUCUUUCCAUGCUCAAAUUAGUGCCUUCAAUUUAUUCACCACUUUUGAAAAUUGUACAGAGGUACCGUCCACAAGUGAAGAACACAAGUUUGAUACAAAUGUCAAACCUUUUGAAAAUGUGCCCAAUUCUCUCGAUUGUAGUCAAGGAACUGAAAUAGAAAGCACUGAACCAAAUCAGGUGCAAAUGUCGGACAACUGGGAUUCUGAGAAAGUUGAAACCAAGUUUGCAAGCAGUGUGAGGAACACUGAAGUUGUAAAUUCAAAACAUUCAGAGAGCAUUUCAGAAUUAGAACAGGAAGUUGAGCAAAGGGGAAGAAGAAGAAAGGUAAUGGAAAGAAAUAAAAGUACAUCUUUAAGUAAGCAUGUGAAACAAGUAAGAACUAGAGCCAGAUCAAAAAGUAGAGAUGGAAGUCAAAGCAAUGGAAGUGCUGGCAAAGAGAGAAAAAUGAUUCUUGAUUGUAGUGAUACAUAUAAUUUUGAUUAUGAAGAAAGUAUUCAUCUUACACCUUUCCGUAGAAAACCUGAGCCAAAUUCCAGUGAGAAUGUAAACUCUACUAAAAGCAGUAUUGGUUCAGAGAGUAAUUCAGAUGAUGAUUUGGAUGAUAGUCUUUAUCUACCUCCUGCUGAUAAAAGACUUAAGAAAUCAUGGAGUGCAUGUAAAGCUAAAAGUGAAACACCAACAGCUGUAAUAACCAGGCCAAGCCAAAGAACAGUAAUUCUCCGAAAAGACUCAACACUCAAAAAAGAAUCUGGAGUGGAAAUCAAGCAAAAUGAAAUAGCACAGUCUAACUUGCUGAAAACGUCAGAGUAUGAUAAAAUAAAUUUGUUGGAACAUUCUCAAACAGCUGCACAGCAUUUCCAGUUCCAAACUGAGUCAGAUAAUGAGCCAGAAAGCCCUUCUAUCAAACAUAAAAAUAUAGAGAAUUUUCAAAAUUCUGAAGAAAGCAACACUGUUGAAUAUCUCAAACCAGUACUGAAGAAAUGUAUGCUCCUACAGCAAGAAGAAAGUGCAGGAAAGAAUGCAACAAUGAAGAAUAAAGACAAGUUUAAAACACCAAGAAAGAACUUUAAACCUCGCUUCAGUCUGUGUGAUGUCACCAAUUUUUCAAAACUACCUUCUGAAAACAAGGAAAAGAAGAUGUCCUGUCCUGCUUUGUUAGAAAGAAUGAAUACAAUUUCGCCAAUAGUUCGUAAACGGAGAUGCACCAUGACUGUAAAUUACAAGGAACCCAGUCUCUUGGUGAAAUUACGGAGAGGAGACCGGUAUACUGACACACAAUUUUUGAAUUCACCAAUAUUCAAACAACGAAAGAACAAUGCGUGUAUCCGCAAAUCUGGGGAAAAGUCAUUUCCGCUGAGUAGAUAUAAUGAGGCAUUUGUUGGCUGCCGUUAAGUUUUUUUUACUAAAUAUGAAUUGUAUUGGGAUCAUGAUACUCUGAAGUUUAAUCAUUUAUUGUAUUUUUUAAAUUUCAAACCUAUUUCAUGGGAAGAGUUUUUACACAUGUAGUUAGAUGCUCAAGAAAAGCUUAAUAAAUAUGAUCUACAAGUUUAUUUAAUUGGUUAAUUAUUCCUGCACAAUGUCAGAUUUCUGUCCUCAAAAUACUAAUACUCGUCAAAUAACAUUGGAUUAUAUGAAAUGUCCACAUGAUUACAUCACCUGAGGCUGCAUCUGGAGUAUUUAGAAUUGCUUGAACACAUUGUGAAGCAUCUGAAUAAAUCAUAUUUAAAAUUU